Pseudozyma flocculosa PF-1 is the source of this 1383-nucleotide messenger RNA. RefSeq lists its product as uncharacterized. The transcript is spliced from 3 exons. Gene Ontology annotation, biological process: lipid catabolic process. NCBI's taxonomy places the organism in Eukaryota, Fungi, Basidiomycota, Ustilaginomycetes, Ustilaginales, Ustilaginaceae. Bases 1 to 1383 code for a protein of 460 amino acids. The record is from RefSeq and is a predicted model, not a curated record. Gene Ontology annotation, molecular function: triacylglycerol lipase activity.
AUGCCCUCCAAGACAUCGGGAACCUCCUGCUUCUCGGCCUUUGUCUCCCUGUUCGGAGGCGGGCCCAAGAUCUCCACCCCCUCCAAGGACGCCUUCUACUGGGACCGGCCGGCCAACUUCGAUACGCUCCAUAACGGCGCCAUCCUGCGCAGCCGACCGGUCGACCUCGUCUACUUUCCCGGUUUCCAGGACCCGCCGCUGCAGGCGUGGCAGGUGGCGUACAAGACCAAGGCGCAGGACGGCAUGACGCCGCAGGUGACGGUGACAACCAUCAUCCGGCCCUCGACGGCGCGAAAGGACUCGGACGGCGCGUGGCACCUGCUGUCGUACCAGAGCAAGUGCGACAGCGCCUCGCCCAACUGCCGGACGAGCUACGCGCUGCGGGCGGGCAACGACUACAAGCUCGGCGCGCUGUCCGAGCAGGUCUUCAUGGAGCCGUGCCUGGACCGGGGCUGGAUCGUGCUCGUGCCCGACUACGAGUCCGAGACGGACGCGUUUGGCGCCGGCCCGCAGUCGGCCUACGCCACCCUCGACGGCAUCCGCGCCGCGCUCGCCUUUGCCGACCUGGGCAUCGCCGACGCCGACGGCAAGGUCAACGCCAAGGUGACGCUGUGGGGCUACUCGGGCGGCGCCCUGGCCACGGGAUGGGCGGCGCAGAAGCAGCCCAGCUACGCCCCGGAGCUGCCCGUGGUCGGCGCCAGCAUCGGCGGCGUGCCGGCCGACCUCAACGCCAUCGCGGUGCGCGUCAACAAGACGAUCGCCGCGGGGCUCUACAUCGGCGUCAUGGCCGGCCUCUCCAACGCCUACCCCGAGCUCGCCAGCUGGCUCGACAGCAACGCCACGCCGGCGGGCAAGAAGGCGUUUGCGGCGGCCAAGUCGACGAGCUUCGGCGUCGUGAUGAAGGACAACAUCAAUCUCGACGUCGUCGGUACCUGCUUCAACGCGAGCCUCGUCGACCCGCUCGGCCAGAAGAUCCCGGCGCAGAUCAUCGAGGAGAACAAGGUGGGCCUAGACGGCGCGGCGCCGACGAUGCCGAUGCAGGUCUACCACAGCAUCCACGACGAGGUGGUGCCCGUAAAGACGGUCGACGACCUCGUCGACACCUGGGCCAAGUCGGGCAGCACCAUCGAGUACGUCCGCGACACGCUGUCCGAGCACGUCGUCCUCUCGUUUACGGGAUGCGCAGCUGCCAUCGACUGGAUCCAGACGAGGUUCGACGGCGAGCCUCCCCUCGCUCGGCCGGGCAAGCCGAGGAUCACGACCGUCUUUACCUCGCUCGAGAGCGACGACGCCAAAAUCACUUUGGGAGCCGGCCGACAGUCCGAGCUCAACGACCUCCUCGAGACCAAGUACAAGCAGCCCAACAGGAAGUGGUGGACCUAG